GAAGCCUGUACAUAUAAAACUAGAUUUGGUCAAAGGAAAGCCCAAAGGCUCCAAAAAUAAGACCUUCAAUCACUCCCACAGACCACUCACCAACUCUGCUUCCUUCUGUCCCCAGCUAGGAAAAAUGAUUGAAGUUUGUGUAUUUCCUUCCUGUUAUUAUUAUAUUGUUGAUGAUGGCCAGCUAUAGUCUCAUUCUCUCUCUCUUCUUCUCUUUAUUAUCGCUUAUUUCCUCUCCCUCAAUUAGGCUUUUUCCAAUUCCAUUGGCCAGCCAUCUUCUUACUUUACGAAGAUGCAAGACACAUUCUCCAUCCCUUCCUGUUUCACGCCGGGCGAGCCGACGGCCGAUGAUCCCACAUCUAUUGCUGCAACCAGGUCAGGCCGGAGCAUCGUGGCAUCGGUCUAUCGGACCAUGAUCGCCGGCCACUGCCGAUUGAUCACUGUGACUUGGUGCAGAGAUGUCCGAGUUCAUGGACUGUCCAUUUCGGUGGUGGAGGAUUCAGACAAUGUUGAUGAGACUAACAUGAUCAGCAGCAAACGGCAUAGCUGCAAGGUGGAGCUGCGGCCAUGGUGCUUCUGGCGCAAACAUGGCUGGAAGCGCUUCCACGUGGAAGGGAAACCUGUCGAUGUGUUCUGGGAUCUUAAGAGCGCAAAAUUCUCAGGCGAACCCGAGCCUCGAUCCGACUACUAUGUCGCGGUGGUCUCCGACGAUGAGGUGGUCCUCCUCCUUGGUGAUCUUAACAAGGAGGCCUACCGGAGGACGGGGUCUCGGCCAGCAGCAAUAGAUGCCACCUUGGUGUCCAGAAAGGAGCACGUCUUUGGCAAGAAGAGGUUUGUGGCAAGAUCCAUACUCAGUGAGAAGGGGAAGCUCCAUGAGAUACUCAUCGAGUGCAGCAACAGGAGCAGCAGCAGCAGCAUUGGAAGAAGCAACAUGGAUCCAGAGAUGGUGAUAAAGGUUGAUGCGCAUGUGGCCAUUCAUGUGAGACAUCUCCAAUGGAAGUUUAGAGGCAAUCAGUCUAUCACAGUGAACAAAGCUAGAGUGGAAGUGUAUUGGGAUGUUCAUGACUGGCUCUUCAGCCCUGGUCUGACGCACGCAUUGUUCAUAUUUAAGCCUCGGUCUCUACUGCACUCUUCUACGUCGUCCUCCCCUUCAUUGAUGAGUUCUUUUGAUGGAAAGGAUUCCGAUGCAGACGGAUCAUCUGGAUUUUGCUUGUUUCUUUAUGCCUGGAAGUUAGAAUGAUGGAUUAAUUUCUUACGCUAGUCUAAUACCAUGUUAUUGUUGCAAGUUAGAGGGAGUUGAGAGGUUGCCUCGAUCAAACCUUGCAUGCAAUUUACUGUAACUUAUGUUCGAUGUAAAUUAAGUUCUCUUCCUUCAGGAAAAAAA
Phoenix dactylifera (date palm) is the source of this 1381-nucleotide messenger RNA. RefSeq lists its product as uncharacterized. The record is from RefSeq and is a predicted model, not a curated record. Lineage: Eukaryota; Viridiplantae; Streptophyta; Magnoliopsida; Arecales; Arecaceae.